Molecule: messenger RNA, 2762 nt
Organism: Synchiropus splendidus (mandarinfish)
Lineage: Eukaryota; Metazoa; Chordata; Actinopteri; Syngnathiformes; Callionymidae
Gene: abcg1
Product: ATP-binding cassette, sub-family G (WHITE), member 1
Exons: 12
Coding region: 373-2676 (767 amino acids)
Biological process (GO): cholesterol homeostasis
Cellular component (GO): plasma membrane
Molecular function (GO): ATP hydrolysis activity; ATP binding; ABC-type sterol transporter activity
Source: RefSeq, a predicted model, not a curated record
UAAGUCGCUGUCCAAGUCUUGGGACUCAACAGAAAACCAAAGGCAGACAGCAAGUCCCAGCUCCAACCGACCAUUGUGGUUUGACCGAGUCAGACUUGGCGAUGGUGUCCCAGCCGUCCUGCUUAGGCUCUGACGGUUGGACCUCCACCCUGGACCUGAGACCAAGACACGCCUUCCCGGGUCUCUCCUCGCAGUCCUGUGUGUGUGUGUGUGUGUGGACUGUUGAGCGACCUGCAGUUACACAACCUCGCUGACUGAUUUCCUAAAUAGACCGCACAACCUGCCGUGCCUCAGGGCUGAGGUUGGAUUACCUCGGGGGCGGAGUCUCCAUGGGCGGGGCUGAGGUCGGAUUACCACAGGGGCGGAGCCUCCAUGGAGAUCCUGCCCGUCCCGUCCGGGCUCAGAGGAGCCGCAGCACUCAGCCAUGGCCUGCGUGGUGGCCGCCUGGUCCGUCCACAGCCCGUCCGUCACCAACGCCAUCCUCAUGACCUCCAACGGACCCCCAGAUCUGAUGCUGGAUCCCCAGUCGGUGUGUGUGAGUGUGGACGAAGCGGUGAGAGCUCGGGCUCCCGGCGGCCAGAAGACGCCGCUGCUGCACGGCCACCAGAAGAAGCUGCACCACAGCAGCCUGCUGGAGGCCCAGAGGUUCUCCUCGUUGCCACGGAGACCAGCGGUCAACAUCCACUUCAGGGAUAUCUCCUACACAGUCCCAGAGGGAUCCUGGUGGAGGAGGAGAGGUUACAAGUCGCUGCUGCGAGGAAUCUCGGGACGCUUCUGCAGCGGGAACCUGGUGGCCAUCAUGGGGCCCUCUGGUGCCGGCAAGUCCACGCUGAUGAACAUCCUGGCCGGGUACAGGGAGACGGGAAUGAAGGGCGAGAUCCAGAUCAACGGUCGGCCCAGAGACCUGCGCUCCUUCAGGAAGGUCUCCUGCUACAUCAUGCAGGACGACAUGCUUCUGCCGCACCUGAGCGUGCAGGAGGCCAUGAUGGUACCAGACCCGCCACCGCCCACCGGCGGCCAGAACCGCCACCCAAGAGUGUGUCUGCUCCUCAGGUGUCGGCCAGCCUGAAGCUCCAGGAGAAGAAGGAGCGGCGCGGAGAGAUGGUCCAGGAGAUCCUCCGAGCACUGGGUCUGCUGGAGUGUGCCAGGACCAGGACCUCGCGGCUGUCGGGCGGUCAGAGGAAGAGGCUGGCCAUCGCCCUGGAGCUGGUCAACAACCCGCCCGUCAUGUUCUUCGACGAGCCCACCAGGUCAGAACCGGCGGGGCGGGGCGUGGCCCGGCACCACUGGCGUUCUAACCCCUGCGUGCGUGCGUGCGUGUGUGUGUGUGCGUCAGCGGCCUGGACAGCUCCUCCUGCUUCCAGGUCCUGUCUCUGCUCAAGUCUCUGGCUCGCGGCGGCCGCACCAUCAUCUGCACCAUCCACCAGCCCAGCGCCAAACUCUUCGAGCUCUUCGACCAGGUCCGUCCGCUCUCUGGCGCCGCCUCUGGUGCUGCGCCCUCACCGCAGCCGUGCGUGCGUGCGUGUGUGUGUGUGGCAGCUCUACGUCCUGAGCCAGGGUGUGUGCAUCUACCGCGGGAAGGUGUCGGCCCUGGUGUCCCACCUGCGAGAGCUGGGCCUCAGCUGCCCCACCUACCACAACCCGGCCGACUUCGUGAUGGAGGUGGCGUCCGGGGAGUACGGGGACCACACGGUGCGCCUGGUGAGGGCCGUCCAGGACCUGAAGUGGGAGGAGCCGGAGCCGGCCCAGCUGAACGGCGCCGGCGAGCCGGGCUGGCCGCAAGCCGAGGAGGAGCCGGCGGCGGCGGCGGCGGCGGGGUGUCACAGCUUCUCCGCCAGCUGCAUGACUCAGUUCUGCAUCCUGUUCAGGAGGACCUUCCUCAGCAUUCUCCGGGACUCGGUGCUGACUCACCUGAGGAUCUCGUCCCACGUCCUGAUCGGACUUCUGAUCGGCCUGCUGUACCUGGGCAUCGGCGACGAGGCCAAGAAGGUCCUCAGCAACUCCGGUUUCCUCUUCUUCUCCAUGCUGUUCCUGAUGUUUGCGGCGCUGAUGCCCACCGUCCUCACUUUUCCUCUGGAGAUGGCCGUCUUCCUCCGGGAGCAUCUCAACUACUGGUACAGUCUGAAGGCCUACUACUUGGCCAAGACCAUGGCCGACGUCCCCUUCCAGGUGCUCUUCCCGCUGGUCUACUGCAGCAUCGUGUACUGGAUGACGGCGCAGCCUCCGGACGCGGCGCGCUUCCUCCUCUUCCUGUCGCUGGGCGUCCUCACCUCGCUGGUGGCUCAGAGUCUGGGCCUGCUGAUCGGCGCCGCCUCCACCUCCCUCCAGGUGGCCACCUUCGUGGGCCCGGUCACCGCCAUCCCCGUCCUGCUCUUCUCCGGCUUCUUCGUCAGCUUCGACACGGUGCCCUGGUACCUGCAGUGGAUGUGCUACGUCUCCUACGUCAGGUACGGCUUCGAGGGCGUCAUCCUGUCCAUCUACGGCCUGGAGCGGCAGGACCUCCACUGCGAGGCGGGUCAGGUCUGCCACUUCCAGAAGUCCCGGGCCAUCCUGAAGGAGCUGGACAUGCUGGAGGCCAAACUCUACCUGGACUUCAUCGUCCUGGCCCUCUUCUUCUUCUGCCUGCGGCUGCUGGCCUACUUCGUGCUGCGCUACAAGAUCCACGCCCAGAGGUAGAGCAGGGCCCGGCGGGUCGGGAGCUGGACUCCGGGACCCGGGAGCCAGGACCUGAGCGGCUUCUCAGCUUUUCUAAUAAAGUUUUG